AUUUCGACUAAACGUCGUGUUGGCUUGACGUCACUUGUUGCGUCAUCACAAGUUACGUCAUCACAAGUUGCGUCACGGGGCGGGGAAACAGUCGACGAACAAAAUGGAGGAAUAUGCCAGAGAGCCGUGUCCCUGGAGGAUUGUGGACGACUGUGGGGGUGCGUUCACCAUGGGGGCCAUUGCAGGAGGACUUUUCCAGGCAGUCAAAGGCUUCAGGAAUGCACCUGCGGGCAUGAAUCACAGAAUGAGAGGCAGCAUGACAGCCAUCAAAACCAGAGCGCCACAGCUUGGAGGCAGUUUUGCGGUGUGGGGAGGCCUCUUCUCCAUGAUUGACUGUGGCUUAGUGAAGGUGCGAGAGAAGGAGGACCCCUGGAAUUCAAUCACCAGCGGCGCCAUGACAGGAGCAAUCCUCGCCGCCAGGAACGGCCCAGUAGCCAUGGUGGGUUCUGCAGCCAUGGGUGGCAUCCUACUAGCUUUGAUAGAGGGCGCCGGAAUUAUGCUCUCUAGGUUUGCCUCGUCACAGUUCCCAACAGGUCCUCAGUUUGCGGAGGAACCGGCGCCCACCUCCAUGCCCGCCGCCCCCUUUGGAGAUUACAGACAAUAUCAGUGAAGAGGACUGACCUGCUGCUACUUUUUAAAAUUAUUUUUGGAGUUCCAAAGAUAUAAAAGGCUGACAAUGAUUAACGUAACCAUAGCAACCUCCUCCCCACCAGAUGAACAAGAUACUGCAAAGGGACAUCUGGACAUUGCUCAGCCUAAAUAUCUAUUGUACUUUAAUAUCACUCGGAUACUUUUGUGUAAAUACGUUCAAAGCUUC
Nerophis ophidion (straightnose pipefish) is the source of this 817-nucleotide messenger RNA. RefSeq names its product translocase of inner mitochondrial membrane 17 homolog A (yeast) (gene timm17a). NCBI's taxonomy places the organism in Eukaryota, Metazoa, Chordata, Actinopteri, Syngnathiformes, Syngnathidae. Gene Ontology annotation, biological process: protein import into mitochondrial matrix. The coding region runs from base 104 to 610 and encodes 168 amino acids. Gene Ontology annotation, cellular component: mitochondrial inner membrane; TIM23 mitochondrial import inner membrane translocase complex. The record is from RefSeq and is a predicted model, not a curated record. The transcript is spliced from 6 exons. Gene Ontology annotation, molecular function: transmembrane protein transporter activity.